This is a messenger RNA of Fusarium tjaetaba, 792 nucleotides long. Its product is annotated as serine threonine kinase. Bases 1 to 792 code for a protein of 263 amino acids. Lineage: Eukaryota; Fungi; Ascomycota; Sordariomycetes; Hypocreales; Nectriaceae. The record is from RefSeq and is a predicted model, not a curated record. The transcript has a single exon.
AUGAACAAAGGCAGGUGCUACGAUAUCGCUCUCUGGCAAGUCCACGAUACUGAGAAUGACUGCGAUUUGAUCAUCCGAUCUAAUUCUGGCCAUGUAUUCUACUGUCAUAUCUGUCCCCACCAAUUCGCUCAAUCUCUUGGCGUCACAGUACAGUACUUUAAAUGUCUACAACUCUUGAGAUCCGGAGAAGUCCAAAUUAACGAUUUCUACGAGGAGGAUGCUUUUGAGUGGCUUUUAGGUUGCUUUGAGCCUUUGAUUACCAACCUGGCAUCAUCGACAGACCUUGAUAUCGUUGCAGAGCCGACGUUAGCUGAUUACUUCUUUCCCAAAAAAGGCUUUGUCUGUAGCUUAAUAGCCUUGGAUGGCAAGCUGAUGCCCCAAGAACUGGAGACAAAGAAUCACGGGUGGAGUAGCCCGAUCGUCAGAUUCGAUGCCAAUUUCCUGCGGGAUCUCAAUACUUGGACGGAAUGCUACAGACCAUCACAAGUUGAGAUUUGCUACGCUGGACCAGACGAGAGUUUGAUCAAGCCACCCAAGUGCACCACUGUCACUGGUAAAGAUGGGGAGACUAUCACCUGCUUCUUCAAGAAGUUUGGACUCUCCUUUGGUUCACGACACGCGAGACAAGAACUUAGCACAUUGAAGAAUAUCGUCGAAGCCCAAAUACCCCAACCUCCCGAAGCAUACAUCUGUCGUCUCAUAGGCGUGGUUCGGCAAGGCGAUGGAUUGCUUGGAUUCCUAACAAGGGUGUAUUGUCUAAGGCCAGAGCUGCAGCGAGUCCUCUGGAGUUGA